AAUACGUAGGCGCAAUCCCAGCUCCCGGCGGAGUGUUCCUUUUUCCGCGGGUUUCCGGUAUCCGGGCAGGUCAGAAACGCCGGCUCUUCACCUCUCAGCGCGGCUUGUGCUUUGCUCCGGACGUUCGCUCCGCAGCCCUCCGGCUCCUGGGGUCGCUGAUACAGCCCGCACGCCUCCACCAGCGGCAGACCCAUGGCCGAGCGCGGGGAACUCGAUCUGACCGGCGCCAAACAGAACACAGGAGUGUGGCUUGUCAAGGUUCCUAAAUAUUUGUCACAGCAAUGGUCUAAAGCCCCUGGAAGAGGUGAAGUUGGGAAACUGCGGAUUGCCAAGAAUCAAGGAAGGACUGAGGUGUCUUUUACUUUGAAUGAGGAUCUUGCAAGUAUUCACGAUAUUGGCGGAAAACCGGCUUCAGUCAGUGCUCCUAGAGAACAUCCAUUUGUCUUGCAAAGUGUCGGAGGACAAACAUUAACAGUAUUUACUGAGAGCUCCUCAGAUAAGCUGUCUUUGGAAGGAAUAGUAGUACAAAGAGCUGAAUGCCGACCAGCCGCCAGUGAAAACUACAUGCGAUUGAAAAGAUUGCAAAUAGAAGAGUCUUCCAAACCUGUGAGGCUAUCACAACAACUUGACAAAGUUGUAACAACUAAUUACAAACCUGUUGCUAAUCAUCAAUACAAUAUUGAGUAUGAAAGGAAAAAGAAAGAAGACGGAAAGCGAGCUCGAGCUGAUAAACAACAUGUUUUAGACAUGCUGUUUUCAGCCUUUGAGAAACACCAGUACUAUAAUCUUAAGGACUUGGUGGACAUCACAAAACAACCCGUGGUGUACCUGAAGGAAAUCCUAAAAGAAAUUGGUGUUCAGAAUGUAAAAGGGAUCCACAAAAACACAUGGGAGCUGAAGCCAGAGUACAGACACUAUCAAGGAGAAGAAAAGAGUGACUGAGAUGACUCCUAGCCUGCAUGCUAGUGAAACAACUAGCAGUGAUGCUAACUAAGCAAAAGGCGCUGAUACUGGAAGGCUUGAACACCCUAUGUUAAUAGGGGUUAAGUGACAAUACUUUCAUUUCUCUCAGUAAAUUUUUUAAACCUGUAGUUCUUGUAAAGUUUCUUAACUGGUUCGUUUUGCUUUGUUUUGAGGAGAAAUAAGAAAUUUAUUUCUGGACUUAACUUGUAUUAAACCAGAUUAUUCACAAUGGGAAGAGGGGUUAGAGGAUUAAGAGGGUUUUUCUUAAAUAUUAGCUUUAAACAUGUACAAUUAGGAAAUGUUUUUUAAGUGAGGGCCCUCUAACCUUGCUGUUAUCUUUGAGGAGCUGAGGUAAUGCAGAUCCAAAGAGAAUUGUAUAGCAAAAAAAAAAAAAAAAAAAAAAAAAAAAA
Molecule: messenger RNA, 1373 nt
Organism: Sapajus apella (tufted capuchin)
Lineage: Eukaryota; Metazoa; Chordata; Mammalia; Primates; Cebidae
Gene: GTF2F2
Product: general transcription factor IIF subunit 2
Exons: 8
Coding region: 193-942 (249 amino acids)
Biological process (GO): transcription initiation at RNA polymerase II promoter; transcription by RNA polymerase II
Cellular component (GO): transcription factor TFIIF complex
Source: RefSeq, a predicted model, not a curated record